Paramecium sonneborni is the source of this 477-nucleotide messenger RNA. The record is from the annotation of a GenBank genome assembly. NCBI's taxonomy places the organism in Eukaryota, Ciliophora, Oligohymenophorea, Peniculida, Parameciidae.
AUGAAAAUUUAGAAAACAUUUAUUUCUAAAAAUAAAGUAAAAAAAAAUAUUGACAAAGAAAGUCACAAAAAUAAUUCAAAAAAGAAUCUCAAAAUAACAUUAACAUAAAAUAAAUUCUAAAAUCUCAACACAUAUGAACAAUUUGAAAGUUAAGAAUAACAUGAAAAUAGUAGGAAUAGUUCACUUGACCACAUUAAAUAUAAAUAUAAAAUUUUUAUUAAAAGAGCAAAAGAAAAAUGUAGGUUAGAUAAUAUCUUAUAUGAAAUUUCAAGAAUAUAAUUUAUUAUUUAACAAUAAUUUGGAGAUUAAGUUCUGCAACAGAGUUAUUAAAUGGGAGGAAAAUUGUCCAAUAACUACCUCGAUCAUUAAAAUAGUAAAGAAUCAAAUAGAUUAACUGUUAAACCUGCUAAUUCUUUAGAUAUAGAAAAUGAUUAUGCCUUAUUGGAACCUUUAGAAAUGUUAUAAAAAUAACCUUGA